AGUGUCAACAUAUCGGUGGGCGAAGGAACCGGCGUGAACGACUCACUCCUGUUGAUAAGCCUUAUCUUUAUCACCCUGAACGACUUCCGUUGCAGAGAUCUCGGUGGGGGAAAAAGGCCAUCCGUCGAGGAAAUUCCAGAAGUCGAGAUUUUGAAUUCGAUUCUUUCCAGGAGCCGAAGAUCGAACACAAAAGAAUUUUUGGAAACCAAUUUUGGCAGCCGACUUCUUGGACCUUCUAGGUUAUCCACAUUGUUUUGGUCGGCGAAAAUAUCUGUGCUCAGAAACCUCGCUUCGAAAACCGCAACUAUUCACACACGAAAGACCUAUUUUCUGCUUCUUCAUCUAAAUAAAGUACACGCUGAUUAAUCGAAUCUUCAAAUAUUCCAUGAUCCAUAAAAAGGUGUCUGAGAAUUCACCCGGACCAGUCCUGUAAAAAAAAAAAAAAAUUGAGAAAAGAAGGAUUGGGAAAAAUGGAAGUCAGUGUUUUGUGAUGGUUCGUGGAUAAUCAUUUGCCAGGAUUGGAUAACUGGAUUUACUGACCGUGGAAGAGGAGGAAUUCAGACCAUUAAAGGCCCUUACUUCCGGGAGAUGACCUUCUUGCAUGGAGAUGAGAGAUUGCCAACGCUGCCCGGUGCGGUGGUGUGAUGGACUUCCAGGUGUCUGUUCCGGGGCCCUUUACCUACUUGGUCCACGAACACGCGCGCUCCAUCAUCGCCAUCCAGGAGUUACAGCGCGAAGUAACAUCCCUCCUGGAGUUCCGAGACAAUGUGCUGCAGGCGCUACCCCAUCUGCACUCACGUGGCUACCACUCCCUCACGCCCACCUCCAAUGACCCAUCGUCCUCGCCUGCACAGGCUGCCCCCCACCAUCACGCUGCUGCGGCGAGGGGGGAUGUACAUCCCCCGGGCAAGGCUGAGGCUGUCCUGCACCACAUGACCUCUGAUGGUGGCCAGUUGCAGCAGCAGCCCCCCCCACAUACCCACGCCAUCACCUCAUCGGGUGCAGCUGGCGGCACCAGUACCCACACUACUACAGUUGUCAGCAGCAGCAACAGCAGCAGUAGUAGCAGCAGUAGCACGGGUGGUGGCAAGUCCCUGAGUGAAACCCACAGCAGUGCAGUUGCAGACUCUGGCUUCAGCACAGACAAGGCUGGGGGCAGCAUGGGCAAGAGCUCCUCUUCCUCAGCUGGAGACCACCUGUCAGGUGUGGGGGGGGUUGAGGAUCAUCGCUGGACGUCUGUGGAGCCAGAACUUCCCCUUGGCUCAGCGGAAGAUGAGUUGUGGCAGUUGCUAGAUGUGAUUCAGAGGAAGGGCACGAGGCUGAGAAAUGAACUUGAGCGAGCGGAGCGUGUAGAGAGGGAACGUGUGAGCCAGCCUCCCCAUCAGCCCACCAGCUCUGCAUCUGACCCCCCGCUGGCUUCACCCAGGCCUCAUCCUGCAUACCGAGACCUGUGGCCUCACUCUCUCCCUGGGCCCCUGGGAGUCUACCCUUCCAGAGGGGAGUUCCUACCCCCACCUCCUCCUGUGGCAACACCUGUGGGUUUGGGAGUUGAAGCAGAAGCUUGGGCUGCUGUAGAACGGCUGCGGCAAGACCGGCAGUACCUUGUGGGCAGGGUAUCAUGGGCAGAGGCAGAGGCUGCAGCAUCGCACCAACGUCUCCUUGACCUCCAUGACCAGCUAAUGGCACUUGCGGGCGACAAGCGACGCCUCGAGGAGCAGGUCCGUGCUCUCAGAUUAGACCCCAGAUUAGACCCUAGACUUGAUCCUAGAAUAGAUCCAAGAGUGGACCCACGGGUGGAGAUGAGGAAUGAUCUGAAUCUCCAGUUUGUGAAAACCAAUGGUGUGCGUCGAGAUGGACCAGCCUCCACAGGCGGCAUUGUGCACAGUGUGAUGGGAGGUGUCAACACUGUCCAUAUUGUCAGUGAUAACACCACUUCUACCACCACCUCACCCUCCACCAUGUCCUCAAAGUCUCGCCGAUAUCCACCCUCAGUCACUGUAAGUGUUGCGGGGGAAGUUCCAGAUGAUGCCCAGGCAGUGAUGGGGGGAGGAGGGAGAGGUGGGAGGAUGUAUCGCAGUGCGUCCAGUGUAAGGAUCAACAGCGAGAGGGAUGUGGUACUUCCACGUGUUCUUAAGGUUCCUAUCAAGGACCGGUCACAGCGCCACAGCUCAAGCAGAGAAGCAGGAAGGGAUGCUAGCACUUCAUCACACAGGGAAGGUACCACCAGCAAGGACCAGCUUCAGCCUAGUACCAACAAGGAUGCAACUUCCACAAAGGACACGACUACUCCAGCUGCGGUGUCUGUUCCCCCGAGCACAGAAGUGAGAAAGGGGAGUGACAGAGUUGUGAUUGAACGGGAGAGAAGAGCUGGCCGUGCCGAUGGAGGACUCAGCAUGCCUGUGAGCCUUCUCAAAGGGGUGAAAAUCAAAGUUCAGCCCAACAAACAGAGGAUUUCAGCCAUUCUACGUGAAAAGGAUGUGCUGGAACUCCAGCGCCAGCUUCUUACCACUGUCAUGGAGACUGAGGUGCUGAAGAAGCAGAUUGAGACUGCAAGUGAAGAGUGGGUGAGCAAGACUGCUGAGUGGGAGUCAGAACAACGUCAGAAUCACGCCACCAUCACUAGUCUGCGUCAAGAAAACUUCGGGCUGAAGACGCAGCUGGAGGAGUGUGAGAGGACUGCACCUGGCCAAAAGGAUGCGAGUGUGGGUGCCCACCCACUGCUGCACACUGUAGCAACCAUGACAGACAGUGGAGAUGCAGAGAGCGUGGAAGCUGCCACACACACUGUCCACCCUGGCCCCAACAUCAAGUAUGAUGUGGUGGUCCACCAAGAGGACACACGGCAUGCAGAGACCAAUAACAACACCAUGAGUGGUUCAGCACUAGAGUCUGGAGGUCGCAAGGCUCCCCCCACUGUAGAGAAACCACCACGACGUAGCCGAGAAGUUCGGACUUCCUCCUCGGUUGGCUCUUGGAGCUCUCACCACACCACACACUCUGUUAGCAGCCACAGGGAGUCCUCAGGCUCUGAGGUCUCUGGAGGGCGGGAGUCUGUAGGACGAGGAGCUGGACCCCGCACUAGGCCUGGGCUGGCAUCAGGACGCUCUACCCCCACAGCUACUCCCCGAUCAUCGCCUGCUCCAAGCAUUAACACAAGGACGGCAACAAGUAGAAACACUCUGCAGGAGGGAGCACGAGCCAGCCCCCUGGGACGGAGCACCAGCAGUGUGGCUGCCAGUGGGCGAGUAGCUGUGGGUCGCCGAGACUCCCUCAAGACACCACAGGGAAGCACGAAUGGCAACGGGAAGAGCAGUAAUGGGGCGGGUGGCCAGCACAAGAAUUCCUCGGUGUUCCUCGGGGACAAAAGCUGUAUCAACAAGCCAGGCUCCAUAAGAGAGGGAGAUGGUGAGGGAUCAAGCCCAGCGACAGUCUUCUCAAGCCUCGACUCGUGUGGUCCUCCCCUGGCCCUGUCGGAUCUCAAGAGCCCAAGCCCAGGUUCCUCUCCUGUAGUAUCAGCACCUCAGAAGAAGCUAUUUGUCUUGUUGGAAGGACAAGAGGAAUCAAGCCACAUGGGUGAUGAAAUCAGGAAAGCUGUGCGAAAGAGGUUAAGUGCAAGUGACCUCUACAACAAAGAAGAUUGUGCCUCAAAUGACAGUGUGCAGAACAACCUAUGGCUGGAAUCUGGUACUGGAAUUUUAAACAAAGAUAAGAACAGUGAGACCAUCAUGUCAGAGCUGAAGUUGUCCAACCUCAAAAGUGGUUCAGGAUCAACUUCUCCAGCCUCAACACCUAACUCUUCAGGCAGUUUUUAUGACAGCAUCAACACUGACCUGGACACUGGGGAUGACUCAACGAGGCUGAUGCAUGUAGAAGUGGCUUUUGACUGGAACCCUAUGCCAACCCAACAGAUCAGAUACUUGCCUCCAGCUGCUCACAUGUGGACCUCCACUCACAACCUUAACCCUGAUAAGCGCCUGCCUCUGGUGGGAAACAGAGCCUUGAAUACCAAUCCUGUAAAGUGGCCAUCUGCUAUUGUUGCACCAGCUUCCACCAAGGAAUCCACAGCAGAAGGCCGAAGGUCCUCAGUGGCAAAGAAGCUGCAGGUGGGCAGCAUCAGGAAGACAGAUUCCUCAGAGAGUGUGGACUCUCACUCCAGCUCUCAACAGGGCCUUGCAGACUCUCUAGAGGAAGAUGAUGAUCCUGGGUUUGAGGCUGUGGGAAGGAUGCGAAGCAAGUUGAGGACCAUGAAUGGGGCUGUGCGUGUCAAGAGUAUUGAUCGACCCUCUGUUUUGUCCAUGGUACGAAGUGAUGGUAUAAGUCAACGAGACAAGGUUGGCUCUCUUAGCGAAGAAAGUUACUCUGCUGUAAACAGUAGCUCUGUAUCCAGUUCAUCUGCCUUGGCUAGCAAUACACAGUCUAGCAAAAAUCAUGACACCAGUUUAAAGGUAUCUACCAACAACUCAAGAAAGUCUCAUCUUCAGGUGAGGAGUCCACGAACUGUAGCCUCAGUGUGGGAACACACUGCCACCUCAACAGGCCAAUCCAGUGCUGAGUUAAAUGCACGUGUUCACCAGAUCUUGGCACGCAUAGCUGCCAGUGCCCAGUGAGGCUUGUAGAGGACUGGGUGCCAUACCUGUGUCCCUUGUUUUUUGUUAUCUGACCAGUACCACCACGAUGCAACUGUCUAGUGGUUUGCCACAGAGCAGCAUUCCACUUUAAAAGAAGUUGGUCCAGCUUUAUCAUGGACCUUGUGAUCACACUCUCCACAGCUUAUUACUCCCUUCUCCCUCUUGUAUGAUUUGCCUGUUUCAUCUCUCCAGACAGUGAAACCCAUCCCAGAUAGAUUGUGGACUGUAAUUGUAUUUGAGAAAGUUGCCAUUUUGUAUUCCAAACACUUCAUUUGCUUAAAAAUGAUUUUGUCUGGAGAAUGGGAAAGAGAGGGCAACAGUUCAUAUAGGAAUGGGCAUUUUCUUCCUCCUGUAUUACAUAGAUUAAUUUCCUUGUGUUCUUGUGCCCGGGUACUCACAUUGUGAUAGUGUAUAUUCAUUCCGUGCCUCAUCAUUAAGUCAUACUGUUUCAAAGGUCUUCACUCCCUGGAUGCGUGACGUUGUAGUCUCGCGCCUCAGCUCACUGCUAUGCCAAAGUGCUUUGAUGACAUAAGCAUCCUCCAGAGAGACGGUAGUGUACUUCUUGCCUGCAUUCUCAGCAGGCUUAAUAUGAUACAGAAGUAGGAUGUUAGCUUUCUUGGGUGCCGAUAAUCUAAUGUAAAUAUCAACUGGUUAUUUACUUCUAUAGCAUUUUUUUCCUCUUUUUUAUUGUUGUUUUAAGGAGACUUUCCAGAGGUUAGGACAUGAUCUCGCAGUUCUAUCAGUAUUUCAGGACACCUAGUACCCCUGCACGCUGUAUAGCUCUAGAAGGUCUCCCAAAGGCUGCUGGACAUGCAAGGAAUGAUUUUAUAUAAAUAUAUAUAUAUAUACGUGAUUGAGAUUUUUUAUACAAAAUAUUAAUUUUCUCUUAUUAAGAGGGGAUUGUUUUUCCUGAGCCUGAGAUACGUAACUGUUGCCACUGGUUGUACAUUAGAAAAUGUGGAGAGAUGUUAAGCUGCUCUUUCGAAUGGCUAUAGGCUUGAUCAUAUUGAUACUGUCCUUUCAUCUGCAUUCUGAAUAUUCAGAUGAUGAUAGUAUUGAUAUUACCCUAAGCCUCGAUAGUAGAAGAGUAAUUUACAUCAUUACAUCCCAUAAUGAUGGUGUCUUUGAAUAACAACAACAACAUCUGUGGCUUUCGUUCACAUUCUACGUGUUCCCCAGUCCAGCUUUGAGAAUUGUCAAUAGUGCAGUCUGCCUCAUCUUCCCUGGGGGCUGUGUAGACAUAGAAUUCCUUGCUGAGUAACACAUGAAUGUAGGCUUCCUCAUCCAGGAAUACAUACAGAGGUCUAAGCAGAGAUGAACUCUACCUGGUGACAGGUCUGCUUUCCCCCCCAUGUAUUUCCGGUAACAUAAAUAUUCACUAUUCUCGGGUUACAGCAGUGUGUUCCUUGGUGUUCCCCCCUUUCCCCAUAACCAAUUUGCUGGGCAGUGUACAUACAUCGAACAAGUAGCAGGCGUAGGCCUGUGGAAGACUCCCUUAUGUGUUGGGCGUAAUCUGACACCUGGAGCUCUGUGAUGCGGGAAGGCAGAUUAGAAGCUUGAGUCACAGGAGCCAGAAUCCAGCUGUGGCUCUCAUGCCUCAAAGUUUCCUUAUGCCAAUGAUAUUUAGGGUGAGAACCAAAGAAUAAAACUGUAAAAAUU
Molecule: messenger RNA, 6287 nt
Organism: Penaeus monodon (black tiger shrimp)
Lineage: Eukaryota; Metazoa; Arthropoda; Malacostraca; Decapoda; Penaeidae
Exons: 7
Coding region: 645-4607 (1320 amino acids)
Source: RefSeq, a predicted model, not a curated record